CGGACAUAUAAAAGAUGAUCCUUUUCCCGCGCUUCCAUCUUUUUGAAAUUGGCGACCAGCCAUGGUGCCCUGCAUGGCUCAUUGCCUACAUCCAGUCCUACCUGACACGCGUAUGGAACUUGCACAUCCCGCCAUUCAGCAAGACCUCUCCCGCAGGAGUUGCUGCAGAUAUCAUCAUUGAAAAUCUUCCGGAUCCGUCCUCCUUCACAUUCGUGGAUCUCUGCUCUGGAGCAGGGGGACCAUCUUCGACAAUUGAGUCUAUCUUACACGCUCAGUCCAAGGUCCAAGGAAAGCGCUCCCCUCGCUUUAUUCUGACCGAUCUCCAUCCACACUUGACGGAAUGGACAGCCGUUGCAAAGCGCCAAGAGAACGUGGACUACGUGUCGGAGUCUGUUGAUGCGACAAAAUGCAGAAGAAUAGACCCUGGGAAUAGAAAGGAAUGUCGAAUGUUUAAUUUGUGCUUUCAUCAUUUCGACGAUGAGCCUGCGAAGGCCGUGCUGCGUAGCGCGGUUGAGUCGGGGGAUUCGUUCAUAAUCUUUGAGCUUGCGCAGCGGAAUUUCACCUCCCUGCUGAACAUCCCGGUCAUGAUCCUUUUCCCUUUCUUCCAUACCAUAACACGCUAUUGGAAGUCUCCCUUGCAUCUGUACUUUACUUAUCUUGUUCCUCUACUAUCGUUUGCUGUCUCGUUUGAUGGCCUGAUUUCUACGAUGAGGUGUCGAACUCCUGAGGAGAUUCAAACACUUCUACACCAGCCUGACCUAGAUAUCAGCGGGUGGGAGUUCAAGUCGGGGAGCAGGAUGGUUUUCUGGCCUUUUGUGAAUAUUUAUUGGUACGUCGGGGUUAAACGGUAGACUUGACUGGGGUAUGUAUCAAUAUUUGGCUAGUCUUCAUGACUGUGUAGAUUAAUUUCUCCUAAAAGCUUUUGCAGUCCUCUCUCCGCUUCCCGCAAAACGUCAGUCCCGAGCAUCUGUCUAUAUCGAUAUGACAUGAUGUAACUCCA
This is a messenger RNA of Aspergillus steynii IBT 23096, 1000 nucleotides long. RefSeq lists its product as uncharacterized. NCBI's taxonomy places the organism in Eukaryota, Fungi, Ascomycota, Eurotiomycetes, Eurotiales, Aspergillaceae. The transcript is spliced from 2 exons. The coding region runs from base 15 to 851 and encodes 278 amino acids. The record is from RefSeq and is a predicted model, not a curated record.